Molecule: messenger RNA, 1179 nt
Organism: Otolemur garnettii (small-eared galago)
Lineage: Eukaryota; Metazoa; Chordata; Mammalia; Primates; Galagidae
Gene: CPO
Product: carboxypeptidase O
Exons: 9
Coding region: 30-1154 (374 amino acids)
Biological process (GO): proteolysis
Molecular function (GO): metallocarboxypeptidase activity; zinc ion binding
Source: RefSeq, a predicted model, not a curated record
CAGAAUUUUCUAACUUUUUCUGCAGAAGAAUGAAGACUCUGCUUGGUACCCUUUACCUUUUGGGGAUGCUCAUUCCUGGGGGGCUUGAAUAUAGAUUCUUAGCACAACACAGACAAGAGGCUGUGGGCAAGACAGUGAGUGCAGGGAGGAGCCUGGAUACCUACUCCUAUAACAAAUACCACACCAUGGGGGAGAUCUAUCAGUGGAUGAGCCAGAUCAGUGAGGAGUACGCGGAAGUGGUGACACAGCAUUUCCUAGGAAUGACCUAUGAGGCCCGGCCCAUGUAUUAUCUGAAGAUCAGUCAACCAUCCAGCGACCCCAAGAAGAUCUUUUGGAUGGACUGUGGAAUUCACGUCAGGGAAUGGAUUACCCCAGCUUUUUGCCAAUGGUUUGUGAAAGAAAUUCUGCAAAACCAUAAAGACGACUCAAGGAUAAGCAGGUUGCUUACGAACCUGGACCUGUAUGUACUGCCAGUUCUUAACAUCGAUGGUUAUAUCUACACGUGGACGACUAAUCGUCUUUGGAGGAAAUCCCGUUCAUCUCAUAAUAAUGGCACAUGUUUUGGGUCAGAUCUCAAUCGAAAUUUCAAUGAAUCUUGGUGUGGUGUAGGCGCAUCUAAAGACUGUAAAAAUUCAAAAUUCUGUGGGACAGGAUCAGUAUCUGAACCAGAGACUAAAGCUGUUUCCAGCUUUGUAGAGAGCAAAAAGGACAACAUUCUGUGCUUCCUGACCAUGCACUCUUAUGGGCAGUUAAUCCUCACACCUUACGGCCACACCAAAAAUAAGUCGAGUAACCAUGAAGAGCUGAUUCAAGUUGGACAGAAGGCAGCAAAUGCAUUGAAAGCAAAGUAUGGAACCAAUUAUAGAGUUGGAUCGAGUGCAGAUAUUUUAUAUGCUCUGUCGGGGUCUUCAAAAGACUGGGCACGAGACAUUGGGAUCCCUUUCUCAUUCACGUUUGAGCUGAGGGACAAUGGUACACAUGGGUUUACUCUGCCGGAAGUUCAGAUCCAGCCCACCUGUGAGGAGACAAUGGAAGCUGUGGUCUCCAUCCUGGAUGAUGUACAUGAGAAGUACUGGCCCUUGAGUGGUGCUGGGACAGUGGCAUCUGGCACCAUGGUGCUGAGCUUGCUGUUGCCCUUUGCUGGUCUUCUCUGAGUGCAUCCUACCUGGCCCGCUCAAC